GUUGGAGACGUGGCUGGACUCCGCUAAGGCUCUGUGGAUCUUUUGUGACCUGCUGCUGGUGAGGAGACAGCGAGACGUGUGCGACAGUGCAAAGCUAUCGUGGUACCAGAACUUACAUCUAAAUCUGUCAUCAUGGUUGCAGAAGCUUCCAACUUCAAGUCAAAAGAAAUAUUUGACAAGAUGGGAGAAGUCCUGAAGACUGAUGGAUCUGCACUUGUUAAAAAGAUGAAGGCCGUGUUCGCCUUCUCCGUAAAGAACAGCGACGGCCAGACGGCCGUCUGGACCGUGGAUGUCAAAAACGGCAACGGAUCUGUGGAGUUUGGCACCGACAAAAAGGCCGAUGUGACGCUGACACUCUCCGACGUCGACUUGGUCGAUCUGAUGCUGGGCAAACUGGACGCCCAGAAGGCCUUCUUCCAGGGAAAACUGAAGAUCAAGGGCAACAUGGGCCUCGCUAUGCGCCUCAAGGCCUUCCAAAGUGAGAUGGAUAAAUACAAGGCUAAACUGUGAUUGUGUGGGAGGAGCUCAAAGGAAAACUGCUUUUACAUGACGACUGUGGAUGGGACGAUACGAUAAGACGUGCAACACAAAUCUGCAAUCACCAGUGUCUGUAUGAUCGUGUGUCGUGUAUGUUAAUCGAGCUAUAUGUGUGGCUGCCAGAGCCACCCAACGCCUGUUGACCUUGUACACUGUGGUGCAGCGGUGAUAAUCAGCUUUUGUAUAUCUGUGCCGUGUUGGCUGCGGUUGGUGGUGCGGUACUGGUGGUCGACGGCGAACCGUCUUGUUACAUUUAGUCGCGAUGGGGAUGGACGUCUGUACUCCUGGACUUUUCCGCAGGGAGGACGGAGCCUAUAGUAGCCUUGGGGAGGACUUGUCCGAGCGGAGUAGAUUGGAAUUUGGAAUGUGCCGAUCUGCAUGCUCAUGCAAUGCACAUAUUGAAAAUAUAAAUCGUACCAAAGGGUGUGUAAAGAAA
This is a messenger RNA of Amphibalanus amphitrite, 973 nucleotides long. RefSeq names its product sterol carrier protein 2-like. Gene Ontology annotation, cellular component: cytosol. Bases 133 to 510 code for a protein of 125 amino acids. The transcript has a single exon. NCBI's taxonomy places the organism in Eukaryota, Metazoa, Arthropoda, Thecostraca, Balanomorpha, Balanidae. The record is from RefSeq and is a predicted model, not a curated record.